AGUCAUGCUUCAGUCAGGCUUCAGUCAGGCUUCAGUCAGGCUUCAGUCAGGCUUCAUCUCCGACCGCAGGGGUAAUCGGGUACUCGGUGUUCAUGGAUCCGUGGUAAGGCCAUUUCUCACGAACAAUCAACUUGUUGAAAUGCACCAGGACAGAGAAUCUGGUUCACCGCAUCCAGACCACCCAAAAUGUAUAAGUACGCCCGUCACUGGCGCUGUCGAGGAUAUCAGUUCGUCCAUCAUCUACAACAGGCCCAGUGAGAGUAUUGAUCACCCAUUGCACGUGUCGUAAUAUAGAUAAAUAUUUUUUCGCCAUGGAGGAACCGACCUACGAUCCAAGCCGCCCCCUUGCGACUACCACCCUCGUCUACCAGUAUAAAUUGGCCAACUGCCCUGGGAAGACUACUGUGGGCCUGCUUGUCGAAUACCCACCAGAUGGUGCCACGCCUCCUCAUCGCCAUGGAGGAGCCUCUGUGUCUGCUUAUGUGAUCAAAGGUUCCGUGCUAAACAAGAUGAAUAACGACCCGAUGAAAGUGAUCAACCAGGGUGGGUCUUGGUAUGAAGCCCCAGGGUGCCAUCAUCGCAUUGGUGCCAAUGCCAGCAAGACCGAGCCAGCGGCAUUUUUUGUGAACUUUGUUCUUGACACCGAGACGCUUGAGCGGGAGGGGCCAGCUGUUUUGGUGCAGUAUGAUGAGGAGUACAAGGAUAUUGUGGCCCAGAAGAUGAAGGCUUGAAGUCAGGAGGCCGGUUAGGUACGUUGUGGACGAAUGGGCGAUAUGGUGUCUUAAAGCUUCCGCUGGGCAGUAUAUUUGUCGCCAGUGUGUUUGUUUACUCUUGAUUUUGUAUUACACAUUUCAGAUAUUACAGUUUGGCGAUUGCCUUAACAAGGCUAAAGUUGUACCUGAUUGCGGAUGAAUCCUCCCCGAGGACCGAAGAAAGUGAGCGCAUACAUCUGUCUUAUACGUUGCUGAAAUAUUAAGUUUUAAUUCCGAUAUGA
Molecule: messenger RNA, 994 nt
Organism: Aspergillus caelatus
Lineage: Eukaryota; Fungi; Ascomycota; Eurotiomycetes; Eurotiales; Aspergillaceae
Product: cupin domain-containing protein
Exons: 2
Coding region: 312-731 (139 amino acids)
Source: RefSeq, a predicted model, not a curated record